UUCGAUUUUGACAGUUUUGAAAGCUGCCUGAAAUCAUACAGAGAAGACAGAGAAUAGGUGAUUUUCGAUGAUCAACUCUGCCAUCGAAUCAGCAAUAAAACAAUGUUAAAAAGUAUUUUACAAACAGGACGAGCUUCAAUUUUGCAGCCCCUGAUUAAGACAGAAAUCUGUUUAGCUCAACAAACUCGUAACACAUUUGUGUUGAAAAGAAGAUGGGAACCAAGGUUAACAACAAAAGGUGCGGAACCCAAGGGCUUGAAAGCAAGAAAUUUUGUUUAUGAUUUCAUUGAAGAUGGGGAUGUCAUUAAAAAACCGGAUAUUAGCAUCAUUCUCACGGACUAUGUUGAUGGGGUGGGCUUCAGAGGUGAUUUAGUAAAGAUGCGACCAAAAAAGGCAUACAGAUCGCUAUUGGCUGGUUUAGCUGUGUACGAUACACCCGAAAAUCGAAUGAAAUACGAUACAGAGGCACGACUUAAAGAAGAACGCCAAUCACCAUACAUUCAACGAACUAUCGAUGUAUUCGGUCGAAAAGUGGUUGCCAUUUGCAUGAAUAAAUUCAAACCAUGGGUCAUCGAACCGCGUCAUAUUCGAGUAUCAAUGCGCAAGGCUGGACUUUAUGUAAUGAACGAUUCACAAAUUGAAUUACCAAAAACACCAAUCCAUGGUCCCGAUCUGACCAAAGAAGGUAAGGACUUUUACGUAACCAUUACGAUCAAUAUGAAAGAUAAGGCAACAGUACGAUGUAAAUUGCACCACGUUACAUUGGAUCCAAAAAAACGAAUUCCAUGUAUUCAGAAUUGGUGGGAACUAGAGAGUGAACUCUUAUUGCCCGAUGAGGAAGGACAAAGAAUGCUUCAAGCCAGUGAAAAAAGCAAAGCCUCUGAAAAAGGUUCAAAUGAUUCACAAACUAGUAAAUAAACCAGUAGGCAAUUGACCCAUUCAAUAAAUUUAAUCAAGAGAAUAAAGAAAAAUGUUAUAUUAUACAUAAAAAUA
Contarinia nasturtii (swede midge) is the source of this 993-nucleotide messenger RNA. RefSeq names its product 39S ribosomal protein L9, mitochondrial (gene mRpL9). Bases 103 to 918 code for a protein of 271 amino acids. The record is from RefSeq and is a predicted model, not a curated record. The transcript has 2 exons. Gene Ontology annotation, biological process: translation. Gene Ontology annotation, molecular function: structural constituent of ribosome. Lineage: Eukaryota; Metazoa; Arthropoda; Insecta; Diptera; Cecidomyiidae. Gene Ontology annotation, cellular component: mitochondrion; ribosome.